GGCGGGAGCGCGCAGGAACACCGAAGCGCGCGUGCACAGCUGUCAGCACCAAGGACAGCAGCCGCUUAAAGCCCGCAGCGACCUUCAAGGAAUCCCCGGGCGUGAGAGCACCGGCAAGCGGCCGCGGACUGCAGGAGACGCCGCGUGGAGAGACGGAGAUGUUCCCCGCAGGAAGAAGGUGCAAGAUGACGACGGCGGCGCUCAUUCCUCCGCAUUGCACAUAAACCCGCAGCUUUUCUCAGCGGUUCCCCGGCUCUUUCUUCCACCCCCCCCCCCCCCCACCCUCCCUUUCGCGUGUGCCUCCAUCUUCCACAACGCCCACACGCGUCGUGUCUGCCGAGCCGCGCUGCUGCCCAGAAGCCUCCCGAGCACCGCGGAGAGGAGGAGGCGGCGGAGUGACCGGGCGGCGAGCUUGCGUUUGCUGCUGGACAAGAUGCGGCUCCUAACGCUGGCGGUGCUGCUCUCCUGCUCGUGCGCGCGGGCCGGCUGCGAGCCCAAGAUCGUCAACAUCGGCGCCGUCCUCAGCCAGAAGAGGUACGAGCAGGUGUUCAAAGACGCCGUCACCCAGGCCAACCAGGUCUACGGCCGGGACAAGUUCAAGCUGACGGCCAUCUCCGUUACGCACAAGCCCAACGCCAUCCAGAUGGCUCUGUCGGUGUGCGAGGACCUCAUCUCCAGUCAGGUCUACGCCAUCCUUGUGAGUCACCCGCCCCAGUCCAAUGACCACCUGACUCCGACACCCGUUUCCUACACCGCAGGCUUCUACCGCAUCCCUGUGGUCGGGCUCACCACUCGCAUGUCCAUCUACUCAGACAAGAGCAUCCACCUGUCCUUCCUGCGGACCGUCCCCCCGUACUCCCACCAAGCACACGUGUGGUUCGAUCUGAUGCGCGAGUUCAACUGGAACCACAUCAUCCUGAUCGUGAGCGACGACCACGAGGGGAGGGCCGCUCAGAAGAGGCUGGAGACCCUCCUGGAGGAGAGAGAAACCAAGAAUAAAAAAAGGAACUAUGAAAACCUCGACCAACUGUCCUAUGACAACAAGCGAGGACCUAAGGCAGAGAAAGUCCUCCAGUUCAGCCAGGAUACUAACUUAACGGCUCUGCUGCUGGAGGCCAAAGAACUGGAGGCUCGGGUCAUCAUCCUUUCCGCCAGCGAGGAAGACGCCGCCGCCGUGUACAAGGCCGCCCGCUUCCUCAACAUGACGGGCUCCGGCUACGUGUGGCUGGUGGGCGAGCGGGAGAUGUCGGGUAAAGCGCUGAGCGAGGCGCCAGACGGUCUUAUCGGCCUGCAGCUCAUUAACGGGAAGAAUGAGUCGGCUCACAUCAAUGACGCGGUGGCGGUGGUGGCGCAGUCCAUCCAGGAGCUCUUUGAGAAGGAAAACAUCACAGAGCCGCCAAAGGGAUGUGUGGGCAACACCAACAUCUGGAAAACAGGGCCUCUCUUCAAACGAGUGCUGAUGUCAUCUAAAUACCCAGAGGGCCUCACGGGACGCGUGGAGUUCAACGACGACGGCGACAGGAAGUACGCCCACUACAGUAUUCUCAACUACCAGAAGAGUCGACUCAUUCAAGUUGGCGUUUAUAACGGGACACAGGUGGUAAUGAACAAUCAGCGAAAGAUUAUCUGGCCGGGCGGGGAGACAGAAAAACCACAAGGCUUCCAGAUGUCAACUCGACUGAAGAUAGUGACAAUACACCAGGAGCCAUUUGUGUACGUGAAGCCCACUAUGCCGGAUGGGACGUGCAAGGAGGAAAUAACACUAAACGGAGUCUUAAUUAAAAAGGUUAUCUGCACGGGGCCCAAUGAGACCAUCCCAGGUAACACAUCAGGACGCCCAAUCGUGCCUCAGUGUUGUUACGGAUUCUGCAUUGAUCUCCUGAUCAAGCUGGCAAUGACUAUGAACUUUACCUACGAGGUUCACCUGGUGGCUGAUGGGAAAUUCGGAACCCAGGAGCGGGUGAACAACAGUAACAAGAAAGAGUGGAAUGGCAUGAUGGGAGAGCUCCUGGGGGGCCUGGCUGAUAUGAUUGUGGCCCCGCUGACUAUAAACAACGAGCGAGCACAAUACAUUGAGUUCUCCAAACCCUUCAAAUAUCAAGGUCUCACUAUACUGGUUAAAAAGGAAAUCCCUCGCAGUACACUGGACUCCUUCAUGCAGCCCUUCCAAAGCACAUUGUGGCUGCUGGUGGGUCUUUCGGUGCAUGUGGUGGCGGUGAUGCUUUACCUACUAGACCGGUUCAGCCCUUUUGGAAGAUUUAAAGUAAACAGUGAAGAAGAGGAGGAAGAUGCCCUCACCUUGUCAUCUGCCAUGUGGUUCUCCUGGGGAGUAUUGCUGAACUCUGGAAUUGGAGAAGGUGCGCCUCGCAGCUUCUCAGCGAGAAUCCUGGGUAUGGUGUGGGCUGGAUUUGCCAUGAUCAUUGUGGCUUCCUAUACUGCCAACCUGGCUGCCUUCCUGGUGCUGGACCGGCCUGAGGAGCGCAUCACCGGCAUCAAUGACCCAAGGCUGAGAAACCCAUCGGACAAGUUCAUCUACGCCACGGUGAAGCAGAGCUCCGUGGACAUCUACUUCCGGCGGCAGGUGGAGCUUAGUACCAUGUACCGCCACAUGGAGAAGCACAACUAUGAGAGUGCCGCCGAGGCCAUCCAGGCAGUGCGUGACAACAAGCUGCAUGCUUUCAUCUGGGACUCUGCGGUGCUGGAGUUUGAAGCCUCGCAGAAGUGCGACCUGGUGACCACGGGAGAGCUGUUUUUCCGCUCGGGCUUUGGCAUAGGCAUGCGCAAGGACAGCCCCUGGAAACAGAAUGUGUCCCUGGCCAUUCUCAGUUCUCAUGAGAACGGCUUCAUGGAAGACCUAGAUAAAACCUGGGUGAGAUACCAGGAGUGUGACUCACGGAGCAAUGCCCCAGCCACACUCACCUUUGAAAACAUGGCAGGGGUCUUCAUGCUGGUGGCUGGAGGCAUAGCAGCGGGGAUCUUCCUCAUCUUCAUCGAAAUAGCCUAUAAGCGCCAUAAAGACGCCCGCAGGAAGCAGAUGCAGCUCGCCUUUGCGGCCGUUAAUGUUUGGAGGAAGAACCUGCAGCCCUCUUCCUCUCUAGAGACUCAGGAUGAUAGGAAAAGUGGUAGAGCAGAGCCCGACCCCCAAAAGAAAGCCUCUUUUAGGUCCAUCAGUACCACCCUGGCUUCCAGCAUCAAGAGGCGUAGGUCCUCCAAAGACACGCAAUUCCCCCCCACGGACAUCACGGGACAACUCAACCUGUCCGACCCGUCCGUCAGCACUGUGGUGUAGGGAGCGCCACCUGACCACCCCUCCCCUCCUCUCACCUGCAUGAGGAGAGAGGAAACAAGGAGAUGUACAGUAUCUCCUUUAGAGGAGAUGUUUAUAGGGAGCCUGAGCAUGCAGAGCCUUUUUUUUUUCCUCCAUAUGUACAUUAUAUUACUACCUAUUUAACCCUGUAAGACCCAAAUAUAGAAAAACUUUAAAAAAAAAAAAAAAAAAAUGGACCUUUUAGGUGUUGUUGUAGGAGGCAUUUGAUGCAGAAAUUGAAGAGUUAAAAAGAAUUAAAAAUG
Molecule: messenger RNA, 3570 nt
Organism: Nerophis lumbriciformis (worm pipefish)
Lineage: Eukaryota; Metazoa; Chordata; Actinopteri; Syngnathiformes; Syngnathidae
Gene: grin1a
Product: glutamate receptor, ionotropic, N-methyl D-aspartate 1a
Biological process (GO): monoatomic ion transport
Cellular component (GO): membrane
Molecular function (GO): ligand-gated monoatomic ion channel activity; signaling receptor activity
Source: RefSeq, a predicted model, not a curated record